AUGUCUGCGCCGGCCGAAUCAUCCUCCACUGCUAAGUUGGCGACGCCUCCGACGGUGCACACGCUCCCGCGCACGCACCAGCUCGCGGCGCUGUACACGAUCAUCCGCGACAAGGACACCACUCGCGGAGAUUUUAUAUUCUAUAGCGAUAGGAUCAUACGGCUGCUCGUCGAGGAGGGCUUGAACCAUUUGCCUGUGCUGCCCAAGACGGUGCAUACGCCUACCGGCGUGUCGUACGAUGGCGUAGGCUUCGAAGGCAAGAUCUGCGGUGUGUCGAUCUUACGAGCUGGAGAGGCGAUGGAGCAGGGCUUGCGCGAAGUCUGUCGGUCGGUCCGGAUCGGGAAGAUCUUGAUUCAACGCGACGAGGAGACUGCUCAGCCGAAGUUGUUCUACGCAAAGCUCCCGCAAGACAUCGCGAACCGCUACGUUCUCCUUCUCGACCCUAUGCUCGCUACGGGCGGCUCCGCGAUGAAGGCUGUUGAAGUCAUCAUGGAGCACGGAGUACCGGAGGAUAGGAUCAUCUUCAUCAACCUCAUAUCAUCGCCUGAAGGCUUGCAAGCGUUCUACAAACGCUAUCCUAAGCUUCGUGUUAUCACCGGUUGGAUCGACGAGGGCUUGAACGAGAAAGCCUACAUCAUCCCCGGACUGGGCGAUUUUGGCGAGCGCAGGUACUGUCUAUAG
Molecule: messenger RNA, 681 nt
Organism: Peniophora sp. CBMAI 1063
Lineage: Eukaryota; Fungi; Basidiomycota; Agaricomycetes; Russulales; Peniophoraceae
Source: the annotation of a GenBank genome assembly